Molecule: messenger RNA, 3600 nt
Organism: Cyclocybe aegerita
Lineage: Eukaryota; Fungi; Basidiomycota; Agaricomycetes; Agaricales; Hemipholiotaceae
Source: the annotation of a GenBank genome assembly
AUGUUGGACGCGGGCCCUUCGUCGCCCUCAUCGCAAACAGCCGACUCAGAGGUGGCCAUGGGACUCAGCACACUGCCAUACGACUUGUUACUGAACAUUGCCACGUACCUGGACCUGCGCGAUGUCCAUGCCCUGCACUCUACAUCCAGAGCCCUCUACGAGGCAUCUACCACACGCACAGUGUACCGGAAGCUUGCGAACGAUCUCCUACGACGAUGUCGUGCUCUACCCCUGAAAGGCUUCCAACGCCUUUCGGACCUUACCACCGAGCAGCUCAUCCGCGCUGUGAACAAGGCAACCCACUACGAGGCAGCAUGGCGUGUUCGAGCGCCACGACCUAUCGCCCCAGAGCCUCACACGAACGGAAUUAAUUCGCAUUCAAACUACAUGGACGUAUCGCCGAAGAGCCGCCUCUCGGAGAAGGUCCAGCGGGAAGAGCACAAGUGGUACAAGAUCGUGUCGGCGCCACCGGGGGAAGAGGUCGAUUGGCUCUCACCAAUCACGUCGAGUUACACGCUCUGUGCGACGAAGAGCGGAAAGGUUGUGUGUUGGGACGUGCAAUCGGACACAUGCCUCGCUGAGUGGAACCCCGGCGCAAGAUGGGAGCUUUGGAAGUGUCGGGUCGAAUUUGAGGAGAGGACGGUGUUUUUUACGAUGGCAAAAGUGCUUUCUGGAUCCUACGAUGACGAUCGUAUCAUGGAGUUCGUCCUGAUGCGACUGACAUUCUCCGAUGGCCCGUCUGGCGAGAGUUCUCUAAAUCCGCCUAUCUUUUCUCAUGUUACAGAGUUUCGUACGACAGGCGUUGUAAUGAACGUCUUCCUCCUCGACCCAUCUGAGCGCCUAUUAUCAGCCUUCAUCUGGGUGUCCACUUCCAACACGAUCGGGCUUUACGCACUUCCUGACUGGAACAAGAACGAGUAUGUCUUCAUUGACACUGGUAUUGAAUGCGUGAUGUCGUCGAACUGGUCAUGUAUUUUGUAUCAACAACACAUCGUUAUCCACUGCGAAGAAAGCGAUGCUGCAUAUCAACAUUUUUAUCCGCUAUCACUGUUACGCACAUACACGAACACCCUGCCGACGAAAGAUUCCACACCAUCUAUAUCCCGACGACUACCGCCUGCUCGCACCCUCAAGAAGAAGUUCAUAUUUCCAUUAUUCGUGGAGACCGACUCGGACGCGGAUGAACCAGAUCUUGAAGGCGACAUGCAUACAACCUAUCAACGAAUCCUAUCUCGAAGAUACCUUCAUCACUACAAGUAUACCUAUACUCAAUGGCGAUAUGCUGAACUCAGCAGGGCCAUCUACCCAACCCACGACCGCUGCCCCAUCGUCUUCUCCAUCACAAGCGUCAACAGCUUCCUCUUCCUCAUCUUCACUUGUGAUCACAGCACCUCCGCACGACAAUCCCAACCCUUAUCCAUUCCCACCAUGGUACCCGGAAACUGCACCGUCGUCCUCCUGGCCGCCCAUGAUCCGGAAACACAUCGAACGCGGUUCGUCCUCGCGCAGCACUAUUUCCGGGUGCCGCUUGAUCAUGCAGAGUGGGAACAUAGCAUCACCGCUGUUCAGGGAGAAGUGCCUGUCACGAACGGGAAGCUACUAAAUGGACACGUGAACGGGAAACGGCCGGCAACGCUUGAAGACUUGCAGGACGACGCGCUGAUGCAUCUUUGGUACGUGAGCACACCGUUCGAGGUCGUGCGCGUCUUCGAUGGGCAGGAGGAAGAGGAUGAUGGGCAGUUGACUGAGCGUCCUCGUCCACUCGUAGCAGUCGACUUCGGCCACGCGGUGUGGAUCGAGUACGACGAUGAAGAUCGGCCAAGGGUAGAUACGGAUGGAGAGAUUGAAGGUGGCGAGUCGAAAUCGCUGAGAUUCGUCACGUUCCCGCCAUUCAGUGAGGAAUACGGUGUUGAGAUCGAUCUGAGCUCUGGGGGUUCGACUAGCGAGGUCAGGAAGCUGGAAAUACCGCCAGAGCUAGAUUUGUCGACCGUCGAGACCAUCAAUAUCGACCAGUCACAGGCACACAACCCCGCAGGAAUCAAGCAGCGAGUCAUGGGAGACGGUCUGGUCGGUUCUGGAGCAACCAUCCUGAUUAUCAUGGGCGGGCAGCCUGACAUGCUGGCAGCCCCGAAGGUCAAAAGCGGGAAAGUCACCCUGAAUCCGAACAGAUACCCAGAUGCGUACCAAAGAAGAGGCCAUCGCCCGUCGGGCACUCCAUCUCUCCCUCCAAGUCAACCACAACUCACAACAUCAAAGGAAGCACCCACGAAAGCGGGCGACAAGUUUCUCCCUCUUGACAUCGCGGUUGUGGGAGCGGGGCUCGGUGGAUUGGCUGCUGCCUACCUCCUAGGACGUGCUGGACACAGGGUCACUGUCUUCGAAGCAGCCUCCACUAUCAGCGACGUGGGCGCUGGGAUUCAGCUGUCGCCGAAUGUCACCAGGUUGCUGGCGCGGUGGGGCUUGGGUGAGCAGGUGAAGGAGCUUGCGUUUGUGCCUGAGACCUUAUCUUUGCGCCGCUAUAAGAACGGCGAGGUUGUUGGAUGGAGGAAAUGGGGCGAGAUAAUGGAGAGAGACUAUGGCGCGCCUUAUUGCCACAUCCACAGAGCGGAUAUCCAUAACAUCCUUUUUGAGCACGCAAAGCCGCACAUCAACUUCCGGCCGAACUCGACCGUGGUCUCAAUUGAUCCUUCAGCACCUUCACUCACUCUUGCAUCUGGGGAAAUCAUCAGGACGCAGGUUGUGAUAGGCGCAGACGGGGUUCACAGUCGCAUCAGGAGUAUCCUCGUCGGGGAACCAGACUCUGCGACGCCCACGGGCGAUGCGGCGUACCGCACGUUGAUUCCAACGUCUCUUAUGCUCAAGGAUCCGGAGCUGAAGGACCUGGUGAACGAGGGCGCGAACUGCUGGAUGGGGCCGAAAAGGCAUGUCGUCGGAUAUUGUGUGAGACGCAAGGAGUUAUAUAAUCUUGUCUUGAUCCACCCAUGUAAGGUAACGAACGAGAACACCCGAGAGGUCGAUUGCGAUGUCAUGCGGAAGGACUUUGAAGGUUUCGAGCCACGCGUACAGAAACUAUUAUCAUUGGUUGAUUCAGCUUUGGUGUGGUCAUUGAUGGAUCGCAAACCGCUGGACUCGUGGGUACACAAGGACGGUAAAGUGUGCCUCCUCGGCGAUGCCUGCCAUCCUAUGCUGCCAUACCGAGCCCAAGGCGCAGCGAUGGCCAUCGAAGAUGCUGCUGUUCUUGGUAAUUUGCUGUCUAGGGUGACGCAGCGGAAUCAGGUCCCGGUUCUCCUGCAGGCAUAUCAAGAGCUCCGCUUGCCGCGUGCAACCCUCGCGCAAGACGAGUCGCGUAUGAAUCAGUCGACAUUUCAUCUGGAGGACGGCCCUGAUCAGGAAAGGCGCGAUAACUCGAUGCGGGCGGCCAUGGAGGUUGCGCUGAAGGAGCUCCGGGGAGAAAAUACGGAUGCUGCCUGCGUUGGAAGCCAGAAUAUGUGGGGUGACAAGGAGAAGAACGACCGAAGUUUUGGAUAUGAUGCAGAUGUGCACGUAGAGAAGUGGUGGGUUGAGAACUCCAGUCGGGUUCUCGCUAAGGCGAAGUUGUAA